This is a messenger RNA of Micropterus dolomieu (smallmouth bass), 994 nucleotides long. RefSeq lists its product as uncharacterized. The transcript is spliced from 2 exons. The record is from RefSeq and is a predicted model, not a curated record. NCBI's taxonomy places the organism in Eukaryota, Metazoa, Chordata, Actinopteri, Centrarchiformes, Centrarchidae. Bases 2 to 994 code for a protein of 330 amino acids.
UAUGACGAAGAUCAAGCUGCCUGGUCUUCUGAAGGACUACCUCCCUGCUCCUGUGAAGAUCAAGCUGCCUGGUCUUCUGAAGGACUACCUCCCUGCUCCUAUGAAUAUCCAGCUGCCUGGUUUUCUGAAGGACUACCUCCCUGCUCCUAUGAAAAUCCAGCUGUCUGGUUUUCUGAAGGAGGACUGCCUCCCUACUCCUAUGAAGAUCCAGCUGCCUUGUCUUAUGAUGGAGGAAUUCGUCUUUGCUCCUAUAAAGAUCCUACUGACUGGUCUUCUGAUGGAGUACUGCCUCCCUACUCCUAUGAAGAUCCAGCUGCCUGGUUUUCUGAAGGAGGACUACCUCUCUGCUCCUAUGAAGAACCUGCUGUCUGGUCUUCUGAUGGAGUACUGCCUCCCUGCUCCUAUGAAGAACCUGCUGUCUGGUCUUCUGAUGGAGUACUGCCUCCCUACUCCUAUGAAGAUCCAGCUGCCUGGUUUUCUGAAGGAGGACUACCUCUCUGCUCCUAUGAAGAACCUGCUGUCUGGUCUUCUGAUGGAGUACUGCCUCCCUACUCCUAUGAAUAUCCAGCUGCCUGGUUUUCUGAAGGACUACCUCCCUGCUCCUAUGAAGAUCCAGCUGCGUGGACUUCUGAAGGAGGACUACCUCCCUACUCUUAUGAAUAUUCAGCUGCCUGGUUUUCAGAAGGACUACCUCCUUGCUCCUAUGAAAAUCCAGCUGUCUGGUUUUCUGAAGGAGGACUGCCUCCCUACUCCUAUGAAGAUCCAGCUGCCUGGUUUUCUGAAGGACUACCUCCCUGCUCCUAUGAAGAUCCAGCUGCGUGGACUUCUGAAGGAGGACUACCUCCCUACUCCUGUGAAGAUCCAGCUGCCUGGUCUUUUGAUGGAGUACUUCCUCUCUGCUCCUAUGAAAAUCCUGCUGCUUGGUCUUCUGAUGAAGGACCACCUCCCUGCUCUUAUGAAGAUUCAGCUUCCGGGUCUUCUGAUGAAGGACUAA